Messenger RNA from Penaeus monodon (black tiger shrimp), 2889 nucleotides. Its product is annotated as solute carrier organic anion transporter family member 74D-like. Bases 481 to 2325 code for a protein of 614 amino acids. The record is from RefSeq and is a predicted model, not a curated record. Gene Ontology annotation, cellular component: membrane. NCBI's taxonomy places the organism in Eukaryota, Metazoa, Arthropoda, Malacostraca, Decapoda, Penaeidae. The transcript is spliced from 13 exons. Gene Ontology annotation, biological process: sodium-independent organic anion transport; transmembrane transport. Gene Ontology annotation, molecular function: protein binding.
GAGCCUCCCUGACACGAGUCAGCUGGCAGGCAAUUGCUCCAUACCCUACGGCAGAUUCCUUGACGUGAAUGUGCUGUCCUAAAGGGGUGUGUUUUGCUUCAUAAUUUUGAAUCUUUGAGUCACUACUUUACUGAUCAGCAUGAGUGUCAAAGAUGGAUAUGAAUUUCGUUGAAUAGGUGUACUUUACGGUGUGAAUAUUUCGUUGAAUGAAUCGAUUAAAAAUGCUAUUUAUCGACGGGUAGAGAUACAUUUAAAUGUUAUGGAAUAAAACUUACCUUGAAACGCCUUUUACGUGGCAAAUACAGAAAUGAUAAAAGUGACAUAGAUGUUAUGAAUACAGAAGAGAUUCUUGAUUAUGAUUGAUUGGUUAUUCAAAAUCAUCCGCCGCGUCGACAGCUAAGGUACAUUAGUCCUUAAAAAAAGGAAAGAAAAGAAGAAGAAGAAGAAAAAGAAAAAGAAAAAGAAAAAGAAAAAAACAGAAUGGACCAAAAAGGCAACCUGUUGGACAGCGGACGGCAGCCAAAAAUGAAUCGUUCCCCAACACACGCUAAGGACGAAGACCAUGAAGAGGCAGCUGCACUUCUCCACGACGAGGGGGACCGCCAGGACACCCGCUGUGGUAUUGGGUCACUCAAGCCCAGCUGGCUCCAGGCCUUUGCCCGGACAGAGGUAUACCUUAUAGUAUACUGCAUAGCGGGCAUAGUGCACGGUAUGUUCUUCACUUACACUGUAUCUGUCAUCUCCACUAUUGAGAAGAGGUUCAAACUUACAAGCAAGCAGACAGGAGCGAUUCUCACCGGCAACGACAUAUCGCAAGUGAUGCUGUCGCUGUUCCUGAGUUACUAUGGCAACUACGGGCACCGUCCUCGCUGGAUGGCCGUGGGGGUCAUGUGCGCCGCGGCCUCGGGCUUCGGGGCGGCGCUCCCCCACUUCCUGUACGGCCCGGGGGACGACGCCCUGGCGCUGACGAGGGCCGCGGUCGCCUCGUCCUCGUCCUCGUCCUCCUUGAGCCUCGAGGGCGACAACGGCACCGAGACGCACGCGGUCGGAGCGCAAGAGCUGUGUUUCUCGCACCCUGAGGAGAACUGCGGCCCGGACGGAGGCGGUGGCGGAGGAGCCUACAUGGGCGCGAUCAUUCUCUUUUUCUGCUCUCAGUUCUUCGUCGGAAUUGCUGUUAGCAUUUUCUAUAGCAUCGGCGUUACCUACUUAGACGAUAACAUCAACAAAAAGACAUAUCCGAUAUAUUGCUAUUUCCGACCUAAGAAGGCCUUAAAGCGACUCUUCACGAACAAGAUUUGGGUCGGCAACCUCUUCAAUACAACGGUGUUCGUACUUGCAUCAUCUGGGUACUGGAGUUUUAAGCCCAAAUAUCUUGAAAACCAAUUUCGUAAAAGCUCCACCGAAGCCAACUACUAUACAGGGAUUACGAGUUUGGUAUCCCUUGUUGUGGGGACGAGUAUAGGCGGAACCGUGUUAAGGUGGGUACAACCUGGACCGAGAUACGUGACAGGAUACAACAUUUUCAUUACACUGCUGUUCGUUUGCUGUUACGUCACACUCAUGUUCAUCGGUUGCCCCAAAUUACAGAUCGUAGGGCCUGUUGAAGGCUCUCCGAUCCCCGCCUGCUCCUCAACCUGCGGCUGCUCGGCCAAGUACUCCCCCGUGUGCUCGGAGGACCAGACCACGUUAUUCUACUCUCCUUGCUACGCUGGCUGCACUGCCCUCAAUGCCUCGGCAAGUCCCAUUAUCUACACUAAUUGCCGAUGUGUCACCAACUCCACAAUGCAGGGCGAUUAUGCUACAAAGAACAGCACUGAUUUUGGAACGGUAACGCGCGGCUACUGCCCUGAGCCUUGUAAUAAUUUUAUUUACUACAUCAUCCUCCAGUGCAUUGUGAAAACUAUCGCCUCCACCGGAAGAGUUGGCAGCAGCCUCAUCAAUCUCAGGUCUGUCUCGGACGAGGACAAAGGCCUGGCUCUCGGUCUCCUCACCGUCUUCACCAGUCUCUUCGGAUUCAGUCCCGGACCUGUUAUAAUGGGCGCUAUCAUUGACUCCGCGUGCCUGGUGUGGGACACGUCGUGCGGAAAGACAGGCAACUGCUGGCUCUAUGACUCCGACAAGUUCAGGACCAUCUUACACCUCGUGCCUGCGGUUCUCGUGCUUGUGUCCGUGCUUGGGGAUAUCGUCGUGUUCCGCUACAGUCGCAGGAUGGACUUGUACGGCGACAGGGAAGACCAAGCACAGCUGGACAGAGGUCGGCGCGUGGGUGGGGAGAGCGCUGUCGCCUGCAGGAGCCAGAAUCUUGGUCCAGCUGUCGACGCCUAGAACUGGAGGCUGUCGAUGUUUAUCAAGGAUUUUUCUAUCUUUUUAUUGAUAUUUUUUUUUCUUUGUUGUGGUAGUUGUUAUUGUUAUCAUUAUUAUCAUUAUCAUUAUCAUUACUACUACUACUACUACUACUACUACUACUACUACUACUACUACUACUACCAUUGUACAAACUAAAAAGAGUUAUAGGACUGUUUCUUACAUUUUAGGUCACCAAAACUAAAUUCAAAAUAGGACAAAAGAAAGGACAUAUUGUGUAAAGACCGAAAAGAUAAAAAAAAAAUCAUCUUGUUAGCUACAAACAAGAAAAGAAAAAUAUUCUAAAAUGAGUAAAGCUUUAUUGUCAAAUUUGCUUUCUCUCUUUCGUCGAUUCAUGUUAACUAACCCAAGGGGAGUAUCCUACAGUCCUGAAAGGUUAUUUUCUGUUUGUUUUUCAUUGAUAAUAGCUUUCAUUGCCUGUCAUGAGCUUGCCUGUACCUGUCCUUUGAUAGGCGACUCUUAAAACAGCAACUUAUGUAUGAUAAUCCUUUGUUGAUUCUUCAAAAUAAACGGAAUUUUUGAUAA